ACAAGAAGAUAGAGAAGAAGUUAGGCUAUGUAACUAUCGGAUAUAAUUGCUUAUAUCUGUACUAUUGAAAGGAUUGAUUUUCAGCUAGUGCUGUUUGAGUGGGUUAGAGUUUGAGUGUCUUAAUUGAGUUUUAAAAUAUUUUUUUAAAAGAUUCUCUACGGGGAAGUUGGAAGUUAAGCUACUAGCCUAGCGGACGAUAACAACACAUAUCCACUGGAACACCUUGAUCUAAGACAUGGCGUCGUUGAAUUCACCUCUGCGUGUAUGUCGUGGUAUACUGAAAGAACUGCGAGCUUUGAGGGGACCAGAAUAUAAACAGACGAUGGCAUAUAAUUAUGUUUUGGAUCAGUUUCGUAAAAAUCAGGUAACAGGGGAGAGGUACUGCAGGGCCCAACAAGAGGCACUCCACGCCUCCCAUUCCUACCUGUGCUUGCUGUCCUCCACCAGGCAACACAUGGCUCUCCACAACCUCUACCAUGUAAAGGGGGAGCGCAGCCGAGAGCAGGUGGCAGGCAUGGUGGGCCUUCGGUUGCCCACCCAGCCUGGGGGAAAAGGCUGGGAAAAAUGAGAGGUCAAAGGUGACAGAGAAACAUGUUCACUGCAAGCUCAUGAAUGGACCACAUCCAUCUUUAAGCUCUGAGAUGAACAAUGAGACAUGCAUUGCUGAAUGUUAUGUUGGGUUCAGGUGCAUCCACUAGAGAAAUAAAGACUUGUCUUCAUCAGUGUCAUAGUAAAAGGCAUCACAUACAUUUGUAAAUACUUUUCUUGAUGUCAUUGAAAGAUUAAAGGACAAACGACUUGAA
Messenger RNA from Clupea harengus (Atlantic herring), 803 nucleotides. RefSeq names its product formation of mitochondrial complex V assembly factor 1 (gene fmc1). Lineage: Eukaryota; Metazoa; Chordata; Actinopteri; Clupeiformes; Clupeidae. Gene Ontology annotation, cellular component: mitochondrion. The record is from RefSeq and is a predicted model, not a curated record.